Messenger RNA from Malania oleifera, 1381 nucleotides. RefSeq lists its product as uncharacterized. NCBI's taxonomy places the organism in Eukaryota, Viridiplantae, Streptophyta, Magnoliopsida, Santalales, Ximeniaceae. The record is from RefSeq and is a predicted model, not a curated record. The coding region runs from base 350 to 1312 and encodes 320 amino acids. Gene Ontology annotation, molecular function: catalytic activity. The transcript has 4 exons.
CGAGAACAUGACCCCCAAUAUUUUUCUAUCUUGGGUCGGCCUCGUCUUCAAGAAAUCAUUAGGCAAGGCAGCCAAAAGUUCAUGUUUGAAUAAAAAAACUUCCCCACCGUUGGAUCCUACCAGCAUCAGGAUCCUUUAAAAGCCCCACCAUUUUCUCAUCUGUUGCAGGCCAAUGUAGCUUCCUCCUCCCUCAUACCUCCGAGCCUCCAAUUCCAGAUGUGGAUUCUGUAAUUAAUUAAUCAAUAUACAUUUCUCCGAUUAAUUUCCACAUCUCGAUUGGAACAAUAAAUUCAAUAUAUAUUUAUAUUUUUUAUCUGGGUUGAUUUGCGUCAAUUAAUUUCUUCUCGAGAUGAAGAAAUGGCUGAGCUUCACCGCCUCCAAGGACUGGUUCUACCGCAUCUCCUUCGCAAACGCCGGCCUCCGCUCCGUCACGACGGACCUCGGCGGUGGCACCACCGUGCACUGCUGGGUCCCGAAGAACCGCGACGGAAAGAAACCCAAUCUGCUCCUGUUACACGGCUUCGGGGCGAACGCGAUGUGGCAGUACAAGGAGGUGGUCCGGCAGUUCACGGCGGAGUACAACGUGUACGUGCCGGACCUGCAGUUCUUCGGGCGGUCGUGGACGGCGGAGGAGGAGAGGACGGAGGGGUUUCAGGCGGAGAGCGUGAUGGGGGCGAUGCAGGCGCAGGGGGUGGCGGGGAAGAUGAGCGUGGUGGGAAUAAGCUACGGGGGGUUCGUGGGGUACGCAAUGGCGGCGAGGUUCCCGGAGGCGGUGGAGAGGGUGGUGCUGUGCUGCGCUGGGGUGGCGGUGGAGGAGAAGGACAUGAAGGAUGGGCUGUUCGUGGUGGCGGACGUGGAGGAGGCUGCCACCAUUUUGGUGCCGCAGACGCCGGAAAAGCUGAAGGAGUUGACGCGCCUUUCGUUUGUGAGGCCCCUGAUCAGCAACGUCCCCUCGUACUUCCUCUCUGAUUAUAUUAAGGUGAUGUGCACAAAAAAUGCAAAAGAGCAGAGAGAACUGAUCCAAACAGCCCUCAAAGGCAGAAAAUUUUCCAACCUUCCAAAGAUCACGCAGCCCACGUUGAUCUUAUGGGGAGAAGAGGAUCAGAUAUUCCCUUUGGAGUUGGGCUACAGAUUAAAAAGGCAUCUUGGGAGCAAUGCUGAAAUGGAAGUGAUCAAGAAUGCAGGGCAUGCUGUGAAUUUGGAGAAGCCCAAGGAAUUCAUUAGGCAUUUGAAAUCAUUUCUACUUAUUGAUCGGCUUCUAUCUCAUCCAUCAGCUCCUCAAUAUGAUGUUAAUAGCAAUAAACUACAUUAGCAGCUCAGUAGGUAUGUAUAUAUAUUUUCAGCUACCUAGCUAAAUUAAUGGAACUAUUUUUCUUCUUAU